Candida dubliniensis CD36 is the source of this 405-nucleotide messenger RNA. It is a transcript of the gene COX13, whose product is annotated as cytochrome c oxidase subunit VIa. NCBI's taxonomy places the organism in Eukaryota, Fungi, Ascomycota, Pichiomycetes, Serinales, Debaryomycetaceae. The record is from RefSeq and is a predicted model, not a curated record. Gene Ontology annotation, biological process: mitochondrial electron transport, cytochrome c to oxygen. Gene Ontology annotation, molecular function: enzyme regulator activity. The coding region runs from base 1 to 405 and encodes 134 amino acids. Gene Ontology annotation, cellular component: mitochondrial inner membrane. The transcript has a single exon.
AUGUUUAAAGCUGUACAACAAUUAACUUUUAGAAGAUUCAAUUCUCAUCACUUAAAACCAUCCAAGUUGUUAAAUGAGUUGUCUUACAAGUCAAACAAACAAGUUGGUGAAGAGUUUAUCAAGAAAUACGAAGAGAAAGUUCACCAUUCCGAAGGUAUCACCAAUUUAUGGAAAAGAUUAACUUAUUUAGUAGCUAUUCCAGCUGUUUUGUUAGUUGCUAUUCCAGUUGGUAAAGUUGAAUUAAAACAUGCCGAACAUAGAAAACAUCAAGCUCAUUUGUCUGAUGAUGAAUGGCCACAACAAUACGAUUAUCAAAACAUUAGACUGAAACCAUUCUUCUGGGGUGAUGGUGAUAAAACUUUGUUCUGGAACUCAGAUGUUAACAGACAUGUUGUCAAAGACUAA